Molecule: messenger RNA, 1648 nt
Organism: Cynara cardunculus var. scolymus (artichoke)
Lineage: Eukaryota; Viridiplantae; Streptophyta; Magnoliopsida; Asterales; Asteraceae
Product: sucrose-phosphatase 2-like
Exons: 9
Coding region: 120-1397 (425 amino acids)
Biological process (GO): sucrose biosynthetic process
Molecular function (GO): sucrose-phosphate phosphatase activity; magnesium ion binding
Source: RefSeq, a predicted model, not a curated record
GGAUCCGAUCCUUUCAUAUCUCAAACAAGACGUUUCCGUUCAUUCUUUUUCUCACUCCCAAAUCCACUGUUCCACUAUCCCCCACUUUCAUUCCACUGGGUUAAGUAACUUAGACAAUCAUGAAUCGGCUCAAGAGUCCUGCACGCCUCAUGAUCGUCUCAGAUCUUGACCAUACUAUGGUUGAUCAUCACGAUCCCGAGAACCUUUCUUUACUAAGGUUUAAUGCCUUAUGGGAAACUAAAUACCGCCAUGAUUCAUUACUGGUGUUCUCAACGGGAAGAUCGCCUACAUUAUACAAGCAGUUGAGGAAAGAACACCCCAUGCUAACCCCUGACAUUACCAUUAUGUCAGUGGGUACUGAGAUAACAUAUGGUAAUGCAAUGGUGCCAGAUGAAGGUUGGGUCACUGUUUUGAAUCAUAAAUGGGACAAAAAGAUAGUCACAGAGGAAGCAAGCAAGUUUCCUGAACUUACUCUGCAGUCUGAAACUGAGCAACGCCCUCACAAAGCUAGCUUCUAUGUUAAGAAAGAAAAGGCUCAGGAAGUAAUGAAAAAUCUUUCUGAAAUUCUGGUUAAACGAGGGCUAGAUGUCAAAAUAAUUUACAGUGGUGGGAUGGAUUUGGACAUAUUGCCUCAAGGUGCCGGAAAAGGUCAAGCUCUUGCUUAUUUGCAUAAGAAGUUGAAGGCUGAGGGAAAGUUACCGCAAAAUACCCUGGCGUGUGGAGAUUCUGGCAAUGAUGCGGAGCUAUUCACCAUUCCAGACGUAUAUGGUGUCAUGGUCAAGAAUGCACAGGAAGAACUAUUGCAGUGGCAUGCUGAAAAUGCAAAAGAUAACCCCAAGAUUAUUCAUGCAGAUGAAAGGUGUGCAGCUGGUAUCAUACAAGCAAUCGGUCAUUUUAAGCUUGGCCCAAGUAUGUCACCCAGAGAUUUACCCAAUCUUUUAGAUGCUAAGUUGGACCAUUUUGAUCCUGCUUAUGAAGCAGUGAAGUUUUACUUGCUACUUGAGAGGUGGCAACGUGCAGAAAUGCAGAAUCCGGAACACUAUUUGGACUAUCUGAAAGGAGUUUGUUCUCCAUUAGGUGCAUACAUCAAUCCUUUUGGUGUCGAACAAUCCCUUCAUGAUAUCAUUGGUACGCUAAAAGACUGCUCUGGAGACAAAAAAGGGAAACAAUAUCGAGUUUGGGUUGAUCAAGUUUUCCCUGUUCAGAUUGAUUCAGACACAUGGCUCGUCAAGUUUAAGAAGUUGGAGCAAACUGGCGAAGGGCAACAAUGUUGUUUCACGACAGCUAUACUGAGUUCAAAGGAUGUGAAACCGUCACAAGGGUUCAGUUGGGUAAAUGUGCACCAGACAUGGAUGGAUGAUGAGUUAACAACUAGCGGAAAGAAUUGGUAUCUUUAAGGUUAUACGUGCUGCCCGUCUUUGAGGUAUCUUAGAUUACAUAAUGUUGUACCGGAAAUAAAUGUAGCAAGUCGAAUCUUUAUAGCAGUUUUGGUCAUUCAAACAUUAUCCCUGAUGGAGGCUGGUCUGUUCUGAUGAACUUGUUGCUGUUCUAUAUGAUAUUUGUAUACACGAAUGGCAUUUUACGGCCUGGAAUCUUUCGAGUGAAACUAGUUGGUUAUAAUGUCAAAACAUAUGAUUUUCUUGAUCAA